AGGGCCUUCUACUGUUUCAUCGUGGUGCUCUUCUUUACCAUUGCAUACUUUUAUUGGACGAUCCUCCUGUAUGCCUUUGACACAGUCUUUCCGGAGAUUUCCCAAGGUUCCUUCAGCGAACUCUUUCGAGCACUGACCAGUGGGUCCUUGGGACCUGAGAUCCAACCCAUCAUCGUCAUCAUCACGGGGCUGUUUGACGUCAUUUGGACAGGCUUCGUAGGUCUACUUGUUGCAAGACACACAGCCUACAUGAUCACCAACGUCACCACUUACGAGACUCUGGUGAGACCCAGUCACGUGCAACGUCGCUUCCCGAAGAAUCGUGGAAGAUUCUGGUUUUUUCAAGGCACGACGUUUCGCUCGGCCAUGAACAAUUGCUGGAAUUAUUGGACGCUCAACAUGGAUGGAGAUGCUGCUGCAUUCCUGUGCAACCCACAGGAGAGUUUUGUUGCUGGGCAGGCACAUGAUCAGCCCGGUUCCAAAAAACUGGAAGGCCCCUCAGUUCGAAGUCGUCUCCCUGAGACAAGUCCCAGCACUCCGCGAUGAAUUCGGCAGGCCCAGGUGGCCCAGACAUUUCGAAUGCAAUGCACAGUUCGUUCAGAAACAAACAGCAGGCCUAGUUGCUGUUGUUAAUUGCCCUCUGGUAAACUAAC
Messenger RNA from Cladocopium goreaui, 653 nucleotides. Lineage: Eukaryota; Dinophyceae; Suessiales; Symbiodiniaceae. The record is from the annotation of a GenBank genome assembly.